AUGGCGAAGGUGUAUAUCAAGUGUUUACAGUUAGUGUACAUUGCCCAGCUUCUGCUGGUUGUGAUUAAUGGAGAAAAGUUGUUACUACAUGAUGGACUUGAGUACGGAAAGCUGCUUGAAACAGGUUCAUGUGUUUGGAAGUGUUUGAAGCAGAAUUAUAAAUCUUUAGAGUCGUGUUACAAUGUUUGUGCUGAGCAUGUUCAGGGUGAGACGAACAGUAUUGAACAAGACACGGUGUCGCAAUAUCAAAUUAAGCUAGUUUGCCGUGACAGCUCCAGCUUAGUAAUUCAAAUUCACAAAAUUCCUGUCUCUUUCAACAACGAUCAAAUACGAAUCCAGAGGCAUAUGACAGUUAGCACCAAUCGUCAUGAUAUGGUUUCAAGAAACCGAAACAAUCAAACAGCUUUUUCUGAACUCAUUCAUUUGCUUAAUAUUCAACCGAGUAACAAUCAUCUGGAUGAACCAGAAAUAUACAUGACUAACGAUUCAACAGUAACGAUCGACGGGUUAUCUCCAAGUUCAAGUUAUAAUAUCAGCUUAACAACCAUUAGUGAAAAACACUUUAGUUUGGCAACCUUGCAGUAUCCACUAGCGACUCUGCCGUUGGAUUACAAACCGGAAGCAAUCAGUAGUGUCGAUGUAAUCAGAUAUCGACCCAACAGUCGAAACAGUUCACUGGUAGAUGGAAUAAUUUCGUGGAAACCAGCUCCCGACAGAACGUGCCACUAUGAGAUCCUACAUUAUGCCAGCCAUUUGGCCGAUACGGAACUGAAAUCGACAGCCGUUCAAGCUCCCGAGGAUUUAUACCACUACGUCGUAGAUUCAUUGGAGUUGAACUCGGAGUAUGAAAUUGCCGUUCGAGCGAAGAAUACCCGUUUUUCCCGCUUGGAGAGUGAACUAAUAUGGCACACGUUCCAUACGCCAAGUUGCGCUGAAUGGCAUAAUAGUAGCCGAUUCUGUGCUCCAGAACAGGUGGAAAAUAUUCAAAUCGAAUGCGCUCAAGGGUUCGGAAACAACUUCACAUUCAACAUCACAUGGAACGAACCACGAUUUACUCCCGACCAUUACUUAGUAGAGCUCUACGAUCUCAAUCCUGCGAUUACGGAUGAGCGACACGUUAACUCCGUUUCACGAAAUGUUAGUGGUAAUAUGACUGUACUCUUAGUAGAAACGUUAAAUGUCCAGGGGCCUCAGUAUGAAGUGUUCAUCGCAGCCUACGCCAACAACCGGACAGCCUCUCGAAGUGUAGUGAAACCUUUGUGCAUCAACAGAAUGCAUUCUGUCCAGAAGAGCUGGGAAAUUUCUAUAGUUAUUAUUUUGGCUCUAGUUUUGAUCGCCGUAUUCGUAAUCGUUACCUGCUAUCUUCAGAAAGCCAAACUAAGGCGAUACGAAAAGCGUGUCGAGUUUUACAAGGACGUGGAAUCCGUAAAAGAGCCCGUAGAUCCGCGAACGGAUGUGCGAGAUAUACUACAAUCUGUAGCGCCAAUUCACGAUGAGAUGGAAAUUGAUUUGGAGCAGAUCCAAUUGCUGGAUGUUUUGGGCGAGGGUGCUUUUGGUCUGGUACGACAGGGCAUUCUUAUGCGUCCGGAAGGAAAGCACGUAAAUGUUGCCGUUAAAAUGCUGAAAGAGUUCCCCAGCUUGGGCGACAUCAAGGAGUUUCGACGAGAAAUCGAAGUAAUGAAGUCGGUAGGAAAGCACCCAAAUGUGGUGUCCAUUUUGGGUCACUACACAAAAAGCGUCGAAGACAUGAUGCUUUUGACAGAGUACUGUAGUGAGGGUAAUCUGCUGAACUACUUACGUUCUGAGUGGGAUAAACUUCUGAAUUUUCAUUGUGAAGAAUGUAAAACGCCGGCGCUGCAAACUAACAAAAAACCUGAGAGUGUCUUUAACUUUGAUACUUCAUUUGUUAAUGAAAAGAAAACUUACCCACACAAAAUUAUCACCGCGGAGCAAUGUUGUAUGCAUACUUCAUCCUCAAAGGCUUAUGAAAACCAAUUGUGCGUAGGUCAUAAUGAUGAGCUAAACACCAAUCUCGCAGAAGAAGCAACUUACGAGAAUCAACUGCAUAGCAUGGUUGAAAAUCAGUGCUACUAUAGUGACAACAUCACGGAACAAAAGCCAACUAAACCCGAGGUAACCAGCGAACAGCUUAUCGAAUUCGCCAGACAAAUUGCUGUUGGUAUGGAAUUUUUGGCUCGCAACAAGGUCGUUCACCGAGAUUUGGCAGCCCGCAACGUGCUAGUGUGCGGCGAUAAAGUGGUAAAAAUAUCCGAUUUCGGUCUUAGCAGAGAUAUUUAUCAGGAGAAUGUGUAUAGGAAAACCGGGAGCGGAAAACUACCAGUAAAAUGGCUUGCCUUGGAAUCAUUGACUCAUCAAAUGUACACUUCGCAGAGUGACGUGUGGUCAUUUGGUAUUUUGCUGUACGAAAUUUGUACCCUCGGGGCUAACCCUUACCCGUCGAUAUCAGCGAACCGUUUGAUUUUGGAACUGCAAUCCGGAUACCGUAUGGAAAGGCCUUCCGGUUGCAGCCAGCAGCUAUAUGAUUUGAUGCUGGCAUGUUGGAGUGCCUUACCGAGUGAUAGACCAUCGUUCUCUGCCAUCCAGAGGCACCUUAACAAACUGUCAGAGCAGAGCCAAGACAGCGCCAAGUCACUGAUACAAUUGGAAACAGUAAUUGAUUUACCUAGAAUUGAGAAUGUAUAA
Molecule: messenger RNA, 2703 nt
Organism: Wyeomyia smithii (pitcher-plant mosquito)
Lineage: Eukaryota; Metazoa; Arthropoda; Insecta; Diptera; Culicidae
Gene: tor
Product: tyrosine-protein kinase receptor torso
Exons: 1
Coding region: 1-2703 (900 amino acids)
Biological process (GO): positive regulation of kinase activity; protein phosphorylation; cell surface receptor protein tyrosine kinase signaling pathway
Cellular component (GO): signaling receptor complex
Molecular function (GO): ATP binding; transmembrane receptor protein tyrosine kinase activity; protein binding
Source: RefSeq, a predicted model, not a curated record